CAAUUCCUACAAAAGCUCGCUGCAUUCAACAUCAUUGAAUCGGAUUGAACUACAAUCAGCAGUUUUUCGUAAAUAGUCUUGAUACCCUAUACCACGCGAUCUCUUAAUUCCCCGCGACUACCACCAACCGUCCCCUACCUCGCAAACAAGUCGUACCAAGCAAGACGACAUCAUGGCGGUGCGUGCGCAGUUCGAGAACUCCAACGAGGUCGGUGUCUUUGCGACUUUAACCAACUCAUAUGCCUUGACUGCAGUAGGCGCCAGCGAGAACUUCUACAGUGUCUUUGAAGCAGAGCUGCAAGAUGUUAUUCCCAUUUGCCGGACGACCAUCGCAGGCACACGCAUCAUCGGGCGGUUAACAACGGGAAACCGCAAGGGCCUGCUCGUGCCCACAUCAACAACAGACCAAGAGCUGCAACAUUUACGCAAUUCUCUACCCGACGAAAUUCGCAUUCAGCGCAUCGAGGAGCGCCUGUCAGCCCUCGGCAACGUCAUCGUUGCCAAUGACCACAUCGCCUUGAUCCACCCGGACCUGGAGCGCGAAACGGAGGAAAUCAUCGCCGACGUGCUGGGUGUCGAGGUAUUCAGGCAGACUAUCGCCGACAAUGUGUUAGUGGGUAGCUACAUGUCGCUGAGCAAUCAAGGUGGCCUCGUCCACCCCAAGACGAGUAUACAGGACCAGGAUGAGCUGAGCAGUCUGCUUCAAGUGCCCCUCGUGGCUGGCAGCGUGAAUCGCGGCAGCAAUGUUGUGGGAGCGGGCAUGGUGGUCAAUGACUGGAUGGCCGUUACAGGUCUGGACACCACUGCGACCGAGCUUAGUGUGAUCGAGAGUGUGUUCAGACUGGGCGAGGGCGCGGCCCCAGGCAACAUUAGCGGCAGCAUGAAGGAUACCAUGGUAGAGAGUUUCUACUAGAGGAGCUGAGCUGCGAGACGAGAUGAAGGCGAGUACGGUGUGGGUAGGGCAAGGAUUCUCGAGUACUUUGGCUCGGGCUUUGUGCCGUGCGGAUGUACGUGCCCUUGAUGGCCGUGGCCAAUGGAGGAUGGCUUUAUUUAUGCGGCGCUGAGGCUCAGGCCCGUGAUGAUGGGCCCAGCCGGAGAAAAUAGUGAUAUAUGAGAAUCGAGCUUCCAGGUCGCCCCUCAAUUAUUGAAAGCCUGUCGUCGAAGAUCACCCAUUACUGGUUGUAUCUGUGACUGCUAGUAUAUGAAUGAAAUUCAACGCAUCGCCGUCGCCAUCGAGUCAGACUACCAUAAAAACUACGUACGCUGGAUUAAGGAUUCUGUUCUGAAUCAUCUCAAAAUAAUAAGCGUGUCUACACGCGCAGGUGCAGUUCCUGAAUCCAUCUACUCUUCUUUUUCU
Molecule: messenger RNA, 1357 nt
Organism: Pseudomassariella vexata
Lineage: Eukaryota; Fungi; Ascomycota; Sordariomycetes; Amphisphaeriales; Pseudomassariaceae
Exons: 4
Coding region: 173-913 (246 amino acids)
Biological process (GO): ribosomal subunit export from nucleus; cytosolic ribosome assembly; maturation of 5.8S rRNA
Cellular component (GO): cytosol; nucleolus; preribosome, large subunit precursor
Molecular function (GO): ribosomal large subunit binding
Source: RefSeq, a predicted model, not a curated record